This is a messenger RNA of Aspergillus oryzae RIB40, 1224 nucleotides long. RefSeq names its product glycosyltransferase family 69 protein. The transcript has 4 exons. Lineage: Eukaryota; Fungi; Ascomycota; Eurotiomycetes; Eurotiales; Aspergillaceae. Bases 1 to 1224 code for a protein of 407 amino acids. The record is from RefSeq and is a predicted model, not a curated record.
AUGAACGCGGACAACGUCGUGGAGGCGAAGGGCUGCCUUAAUCGAAACAGCGGAGGUAGGAGCAGUAAACCUAGACUUUACCGUUGCGUUCUUGUGGGUUUGUCGACAUGUUUCAUUGUCUGGACUGUGCUGGAGGCGCUUUUCAUCCAGCACCGAGUGUCCACCGUCGAUCGCAUCCCACCCACUCCGCCACGCCAGUUCGAGCGGAUAUUCAUUGCCAGUACGCACUGGAACAAUGCAGUCAUUCAACUAGCGAAGAAAUGGGGGCCGGAGAACAUUUUCGUGAGCAUUUUUGAAAGCGGGAGCUGGGAUGACAGCAAGGGCGCACUCCGGGAUCUCGAUCUCGUGCUAGAUCGAUUAGGCGUACGGCGAAAUCUUACCCUUUCUGAGAUAGCUCAUCAGGAUGAGAUCUCACGUCCUCCGAGUGAGGGUUGGAUUGACACCCCUCGUGGCCGAAAGGAAUUGAGACGCAUACCUUAUCUUGCUCGGCUGCGCAAUCUAACCUUACGCCCUUUGGAGGAUUUGGCACGGAACGGCAUAGUAUUCGACAAGGUGCUUUUCCUAAAUGAUGUGGUCUUUACGGUGGAUGACGUGAUCUCGUUACUCAAUACCAAUGACGGUGUUUACGCCGCCGCUUGUUCCUUGAAUUUCUCCAAGCCUCCUCGUUACUAUGAUACAUUUGCUCUACGUGAUUCUAACGGAGACGAGACUUUGAUGCAAGAAUGGCCUUAUUUCCGCAGCGCAACCUCCCGGGAUGCCCUGCUCGCGAUGUCUCCGGCACCUGUGAAGAGUUGCUGGAACGGUAUGGUGUCCAUGCCUGUAGCCCCAUUCCUAUCGAAAACGCCGUUGCAAUUCCGUGCAAUCCCCGAUUCCCUUGCGCAAUUGCAUGUAGAGGGUUCUGAAUGUUGCUUAAUUCAUGCCGAUAAUCCUCUCUCCCCAACGAAAGGCAUAUACCUAAAUCCUAGAGUACGUGUUGGCUAUAAUGACUUGGCAUACGCAGCCGUUCAUCCGCAUACGGCAUGGAUUUCGCUGCACAAUAUUGCUCUGGCCCUUUGGGAAAACCGGAUUCGACGCUGGACCACGAGCGUGUUCUUCAAGAAACGGAUCAUUCGAAGAAGGAUCACCAGUUGGGAGAGAUAUCCAGGCACCCGUUCUGAGCCUGCGGCAUUUUGUUUAAUCAAUGAGAUGCAGGUGCUUGUCGGGAAUGGGUGGGCUCAUGUGUGA